CUGCGCGUGUGUUUUUAUCGUUUUAGGUGAAUGAUAUCCUUGCCUUCUCAGGACUACGGUUGAUCAGUCUAAGAAGAACAGAACCGCGUUAAACACAGCUGCGGUUCCGCAAUAAUCUGGGUACAUUUCAGCUAGUACCUAUGCAUCUUAUUUCAGACAUACCCCCCUUACCCCCGCCCCCCGAGGGUUGGCCUGUCAGCGAGAUCAGAGCAGCAAAAAGUUGCGCCGCGGAGGACUUAUACGAUGAAUUAACUAUUCAUCUCUGCGGCGUCUUCAGCGCAUUGCUCGACCGAAUUGCUACUGGAAAAGCGCACCUCGAGCUCCUGAAGCUCAACUCGACACUAGAGAGCUAACACAACACUUCAAAAAGUGAGCCCUGUCUUACAGACCAUUUCACACUUUUAAUAU
Daldinia caldariorum is the source of this 408-nucleotide messenger RNA. RefSeq lists its product as uncharacterized. Bases 141 to 353 code for a protein of 70 amino acids. The record is from RefSeq and is a predicted model, not a curated record. Lineage: Eukaryota; Fungi; Ascomycota; Sordariomycetes; Xylariales; Hypoxylaceae. The transcript has a single exon.